Messenger RNA from Rotaria socialis, 960 nucleotides. Lineage: Eukaryota; Metazoa; Rotifera; Eurotatoria; Philodinida; Philodinidae. The record is from the annotation of a GenBank genome assembly.
AUGUCAACGUUUUUAACACCACUGGUUAUACCCACUAUUCCUGCAAAUGCGACAUGGUCAAAGAAUGGAACAGCUAUUGUUGGAAUCAAAGGGAAAGGCAGUAGCACCCAACAACUCAAAGAACCUUUUGGUCUCUUUGUUGAUGAUGAUGAUGAUCAAAUACUGGUCAUUGCUGACUGGGGUAAUCAUCGUAUCAUGCAAUGGAAGAAAGGUGAUACUGAUGGGCAGCUUGUUGCUGGUAGCAAUGUCAAAGGAAAUCAAUUAGAUCAACUGGAUCGCCCAGAUGAUGUAUUGAUCGACAAAGAGACGGAUAGUCUCAUUAUUUGCGAUCGGUGGAAUCACAGAGUUGUACGAUGGUCCCGUCGUACUGGCACAACACAAGGAGAAAUUCUCAUCGACAACAUCACUUGUUAUGGGUUGGCUAUGGAUGACCAGAGAUAUCUCUACGUGUCUGAAACCGAAGAAAAUAAAGUAAGACGAUAUAAACUGGCAGAUAAGAAUGAGACUCUGGUGGCUGUUGGCAGUGGCACAAUUAAUGGUCUCAAUGAACUAAACGAGCCCCAUUAUCUCUUUGUCGAUCGACAACAGAAUGUCUACGUGUCAGACGGUUUAAAUCAUCGUGUAAUGAAAUGGACUAAAGGUGCAAAAGAGAGCUUUAUUGUCGCUGGAGGUCAAGGCCAAGGGAAUAACUUGACACAAUUGAAUGAGCCUAACGGACUCUUCGUCGAUACGUUGGGUACAGUCUAUGUGGCAGAUUCGAAUAAUCAUCGUAUCAUGCGUUGGGCUCAAGGAGAAAAACAAGGCACUGUGAUUGCGGGUGGAAAUGGUCAAGGAAGAGAAGCAUAUCAACUCAACAACCCCAUUGGUUUGUCUUUCGAUCGACAAGGCAAUCUCUACAUCGUAGAUGAUAACAAUCAUCGUGUUCAACUAUUCUCUCUCGAAAAGACUCGCGUGAAUUGA